This is a messenger RNA of Molossus molossus (Pallas's mastiff bat), 2078 nucleotides long. RefSeq names its product hyaluronidase 1 (gene HYAL1). Gene Ontology annotation, molecular function: hyalurononglucosaminidase activity. The transcript is spliced from 4 exons. Gene Ontology annotation, biological process: carbohydrate metabolic process; hyaluronan catabolic process. Lineage: Eukaryota; Metazoa; Chordata; Mammalia; Chiroptera; Molossidae. The record is from RefSeq and is a predicted model, not a curated record. The coding region runs from base 157 to 1509 and encodes 450 amino acids.
CCCAAACUGGGUGGGGUGACCCCCUACAAAAGCUCAGAGUUGCCAGCAGCUGCUUCUUCCUCCAAGAGUCUGGUGCAGCUGGGGCCAGAGUUGAGGAACAAAGAAUCUUGCUGAGCCCUGCCUAGGACCUCACCCUGGGGUCAGGAAGUUUGGAGGAUGAGGCUCUUCAGCCCUGAGGUUUCCCUAGACCUGCCCUGUGCCAUGGCAGCCCACCUGCUUCCCAUCUGUACCCUCUUCCUGACCUUGCUCAGCACGGCUCAAGGCUUCAGGGGCCCUGUGGUACCCAACCAGCCUUUCACCACCGUCUGGAAUGCGAACACCCAGUGGUGCUUGGAGAGGCACGGCGUGGACGUGGAUGUCAGUGUCUUUGAUGUGGUGGCCAACCCCGGGCAGAGCUUCCUCGGCCCUGACAUGACCAUUUUCUACAGCUCCCAGCUGGGCACCUACCCCUACUACACGUCUGCUGGGGAACCUGUGUUUGGCGGCCUGCCCCAGAACGCCAGCCUGGAGGCUCACCUGGCCCGCACGUACCAGGACAUCCUGGCUGCCAUGCCUGCAUCUGACUUCUCAGGGCUGGCAGUCAUUGACUGGGAGGCCUGGCGUCCACGCUGGGCCUUCAACUGGGACACUAAGGACAUUUAUCGGCAGCGCUCAAAGGAGCUGGUACAGGGGCAGCACCCUGAUUGGCCGGCUCCCUGGGUGGAGGCAGCAGCCCAGGACCAGUUCCAGAGGGCUGCACAGUCCUGGAUGGUAGGCACCCUCCAGCUGGGGCAGGCACUGCGGCCACGCGGCCUCUGGGGCUUCUAUGGUUUUCCUGACUGCUACAACUAUGACUUCCUGAGCCCCAACUACACAGGCGAGUGCCCACCAGGUGUCCGUGCCCAGAACGAUCAGCUGGGAUGGCUGUGGCGCCAAAGCCGUGCUCUCUACCCCAGCAUCUACAUUCCCGCAGCGCUGCAGGGCACAGGCAAGACACAGGCGUAUGUGCGGCACCGAGUGGGCGAAGCAUUUCGUGUGGCUGUGGGUGCUGGAGACUCCAGUCUGCCGGUGCUGCCCUAUGUCCAGAUCUUCUAUGACAUGACGAACCACUUUCUGCCCCUGGAUGAGCUGGAGCACAGCCUGGGGGAAAGUGCAGCCCAGGGAGCAGCAGGAGUGGUGCUCUGGGUGAGCUGGGAGAACACAAAAACCAAGGAAUCAUGCCAGGCCAUCAAGGAGUAUAUGGACACCACACUGGGGCCCUUCAUCCUGAACGUGACCAGUGGGGCUCGUCUGUGCAGUCAAGCCCUGUGCUCGGGCCACGGCCGCUGUACCCGGCGCCCCAGCCACCCCAAGGCCCUCCUCAUCCUCAGCCCCACCAGUUUCUCCAUUGAACUCACACCUGGUGGCGGGCCCCUGACCCUACAAGGUGCACUGUCACUUGAGGAUCUGGAACGGAUGGCGGUAGAGUUCAAAUGUCAAUGCUACCCUGGCUGGAGGGGAGCACGGUGUGAGCAGCAGGGCACAUGGUGAUUGGCCACACACCAGGAUGCACAUGUUGAGCACCACUUAAUGCACUCUGGGCCUGACCAAGGCUUUCUCAAGUAAAGGCACAGUUACACAGAUCAUGGUCACAGUCAGGAGUGUUCUCAGCCACCGUCAUGAGCAUUUGCCUGCACGUGCUCACAUAUACAGACCGGGAUAGUUGCGUAAGGAGUUAAGAGCCUCCAGCACCCACCCAGCAAGGUCAUAAACAUCCCCUCCAGAGACACUGACUGAGCCAGUCUUUAAAUUGCAGCAAUCACAAGAACUGAUUCUCUGAGCGCCUACGCUUCACCAAGUCCUGUGGUAAGCAUUUUAAGUAGGCUAACUCAUUCAGUCCUAACGCAACGCUAUGAGGACACGGAGCAACACACAGGAAGGAAAAGCACUUUGCCAAAGGUUGCACAGCCAGAAAAUGGAGAAACUGAGAAUCGAGCCCAGGCUGUCUAGCUGUCGAGAGAGCGCCUUCUGGCUCCUACUGUGUUGAUGGUAACCAGCCCUGCACGCAACCUGAAUCCGCUCAGAGGCACGAGCCCUGUAAAUAAAGCAGACAUGAGUUC